CUCUCCUCAAUUACAUGAUCUGUAGCAAAGGCCAUUACUUAAAUUCCACACAGCUGAGUUGGGGAAGAUGCUCACUUUGCUUCCAGAUAGUUUCCCUCCGGGCUUUUGAGGCCAAAAACGUACUUAGCAACAACAAGAAUGGCGCACCUCCUGAUGCGACACUCCUGGUCCCCAUGAAGAUAGAUCUCCUGGGACUGGGAAACCAGGAGGCGUAUUCAGAGAAAUGUCCCAAUGUCACUCUACUACCGACGAACUUGUUCGAUUACUCGAAACUUCGAUUGCGAAAGCAAACUGUCCCGGCUGACCUGCAGGACCAUGCCGACUUUGACAGUGCCAGAGUCACAACGGCCAACCCACGGCUCUAUGAUCUUACCACUUCACAGCCACGCCCUCACGUUUUCGGCAUAAGUAUAUCAUGGACAUUGCCACAGAUGUAGCGAUGGGAAUCAGCCUCGGAAAAGCAAGAUAAGUUUUCAGCAGCUGCUACUCCGCUAAACCGCUGGAUGGUCGCGAGAGUGACUCGGAACGCAGCCAACAAUGCUGGCUGGGUUAUUGAAAGCGACGUCUGUCGGCAUAUAGACGACAUGGGCCCUUCCGUUAACCUGAUGACAGACGUAUCUCAGUAUAUCCGCGCGCCUGAGAAGCCGACAGAUGAGCGUAUCAUUGACCUUCAGGGAGAAUAUUUCCUUGGUGAGCAGAGGAACUUAGAAGACUGGGCCCAAAGAAGCGAUUUUUCCACCGUCGUUCGCGUCAAGCCUCUCAAGGCCAACAGUGCAGGCAACAUUUUGUUCGCAGACUACCAGCCUCAUAACCCCAAUGUGUUCAGUUUCCACGAUCCCUUGAACGAUAUACCUGCCGGUACGGAGAUCGGUGAUUCGGUGAUUGGGUGGCACGCAGGCAUAAGCGAAGAUCCAUGUAUGGAUAAAGCUCCUGACAUUACCAAUGGGAAGCUCCUCGCGCAACUGAACAUGGUGUUGGAAAAGACCAAGAUGGACCAAGCUGGCGUGACGAAAUGGACAACAUCUCAGGAUCCUGCUCGACAUAUCUGUCAUGGAAGCACGUACAGUUUGUUGAAAUGGGACCCCAAUUCAAAAACCAUCGAUGUGCGUGAUUUUCAAUCAGCCGGCCCGACUGUUCAAUGCGUAUCCGAAGCCGGGGGAGACUGGCCAAAGCACAUGGAGGCCUUGCGGCGAGUGGGAUGAUCCGGUUUGCGGUUACAUCAAGUACAACAGCGCCGAUCUUUCGUUACAAGUGUUCACAUCUGCUGGGGACCUUCGUGCAGAGAUCCUGACUUCUGAGGGCAACACCGCCACAAGAGUCGCACACGAGGACCAACCUCCCAUGAGCGAUGGCCUUUUCGAGCCUCCUGUGACGGAUACUGCCGAUCAGUGGAAGAUGGAUAUCUUGGACGGCUUCAUUCAAAGUUUGAGGACAAAACACUAUGCUCUGCGUAUGGUCGAGAUACUAGGCGAUGCUUUCAGCUGCAUGGCACCUCCUGCAGAAUCCUAUUCCAGCGUCAUGAACGCCGCCUUUGGUCGUCCUUUUGCGUUGGCCAUCGCUGGAUGGUCGAUUGAACUGAAUCACGAGGAACUGCAGCCCCAGACGAGCCUUCGAAACCUCGCUGGGAAAUCCUACUCUAAGCUUUCUGACUACGACCUGCCUCUCCAUCUUGGACUGAAAGAAUACUCCGACGAUGGUCUAGCCGCGUAUAUGCCUUUGCGGUCAGACGCCCCAAAGCAGCCAGACUUCGGCAAGAUCUUCACAUUUUCGCCCAGCGGCGUGCCUGAAGUCGGCCUGAACGAAGACUUCGCAUGCCACCCAAUACAUCCUAUCUACCCUGCCGACCCUGAAAGCCCGUCAUGUCGACUUGUUCCAAGAUGGCCGCCUACUGGAAGUAGAUGACAUUAUCAAAAGACGGCAGGAGCAAAUACUUCCCUUCUGUCUCUUUGUCGAUAUUUUUUACCCCGUGAAAGCCCAGACGGGUGUCCUCCCACCAUCAAGCCUAGCGCUUCCGGACUGGGCAGUGCAACAAGCGUUGCGGAAGAUCAGGCUGUGCUACCGUGCGAGACCGUUCCUAUUCCAAGAAGAUCGUCUUAAAUCACUGAACGCGACGGCAGUAGAGGAGACUCCAGCACCACCAGCUGCUGGUGAUUGGGUACACAUUCCGGUCGUGCCGUACGGAAAGUGGUCUUGGUUGCAGCCUUAUCUUGUGGAAGGUGACAUGAAGUACUGCAGAAGAGAUGUCGACAAGGCCGAAGCAAAGGGGGCUGUUCUUGAAGUGCGCAAGCAUCCAUUCACAAUGGCUGAUGGCAUCAUGGCGUUCACGGAGCCAUUUCUCCACGACGCUUAGGUAUUUGAGCAAGAUAUGAGAUAUAGUGUAAUUCUGUUUGUUGCUUUGCGUAGUCUAUACUCACGAUAAUGUGUUUGCUGAGUCGUGUGAUGCUAUCUAUAUACCUUUAUGUGUUUAAAUGUCACUACGAGUAUCUACA
This is a messenger RNA of Fusarium verticillioides 7600, 2489 nucleotides long. RefSeq lists its product as hypothetical. Bases 1102 to 1902 code for a protein of 266 amino acids. The record is from RefSeq and is a predicted model, not a curated record. NCBI's taxonomy places the organism in Eukaryota, Fungi, Ascomycota, Sordariomycetes, Hypocreales, Nectriaceae. The transcript has 2 exons.